GCUCGUUUCCUUACCAGAGUUUGAACCCGUGUUCGCUUCCUGGCUUGCUCGGCCCGGCGAACAGAUCUGAGUUUCCCCCCCAGCAUGGGGCAGUGACGUGCCCUGCCUCCUGCAGACAUGUCCUCGGGCGCCGCCACCACGGCUGUAAAGAUUGGAAUAAUUGGUGGAACAGGCCUGGAUGACCCAGAAAUUUUAGAAGGAAGAACCGAAAAAUACGUGGAUACUCCAUUUGGCAAGCCAUCCGAUGCCUUAAUUUUGGGGAAGAUAAAAAAUGUUGAUUGUGUCCUUCUUGCAAGGCAUGGGAGGCAGCACACCAUCAUGCCUUCAAAGGUCAACUACCAGGCGAACAUCUGGGCACUGAAGGAGGAGGGUUGUACACAUGUCAUAGUGACCACGGCUUGCGGCUCCCUGAGGGAGGAGAUUCAGCCCGGUGAUAUCAUCAUUAUUGAUCAGUUCAUCGACAGGACCACUGUAAGGCCUCAGACCUUCUAUGAUGGGAGUUGUUCCUCUGCCAGAGGAGUGGGCCAUAUUCCAAUGGCUGAGCCAUUCUGCCCCAAGACGAGAGAGGUCCUCAUAGAGACUGCUAAGAAGCUAGGACUCCGGUGUCACUCAAAGGGGACAGUGAUCACUAUCGAGGGGCCUCGGUUUAGCUCCCGAGCAGAAAGCCUCAUGUUCCGCACCUGGGGGGCGGAUGUUAUCAAUAUGACUACAGUUCCAGAGGUGGUUCUUGCUAAGGAGGCUGGAGUUUGCUAUGCAAGUAUUGCCAUGGCAACAGAUUAUGAUUGCUGGAAGGAGCACGAGGAAGCGUUCACCUGUGUUCUGUCACCUCAUGUGUUCUACGCAAUGCAAGAUAUUUUCAAAUAUGGCCCAGUUUUCAGUUUUACUGCCGAGACACUAAAAUAGCAUGGCUGCCCAGAAGAAAAGAAGACUUUCUAAUUCCAGUCACCUCGGGAAUUCCUGCUAAAUUUGAAAAAACAUGGAAAAUACAUGCAGCUUUCGUGCCUUUGUCUGCUUAGGAAGAAUGUGAGAAGAAAGACAAGAAAUUGCACAUGUUGGGGAUUCUUUCUAUGAGACUUGGGCUGGUUCAAAAGACAAGAAAAGCAAAUGACCAGUAAACAUGCAGAAAAAAUCCUUACAUUAGAAAAAAGAUAAGGAGAUACCAAUUCCCCACCCUUUAUUAGAUUCGCAACAAUAAAGGGAAGUGUUAGGUAAUAUCUAGUUUCCCAUGUUGCCAAGGUGUAUAAAGAAGAAAUGGGACUAUUGGGCUUUUUACGUGUGUGGCUGUAAAUUGGUAAAAUUUUUCUGGAGAGCAGUUUGAUAAAAUAUAUCAAGAAGCUUAAAAAAUAAUUAUACUGUUUGAUCUGGUUACUCAUAGGAAUUUAUCUUUACAAAGUUAUCAGAGAUACAUACAAAGAAUUUUGUAUAAAGAAGGAUGUUCAAUAUAGUGUUAGUUAUAAUAGCAAAAAAAUGAAAACAAUCUUGAAUAUCCAACAAUUGAAGGUAAAUUAUGGGUUAGCUGUAAUUAGAUUUUGAAGCAGCCAGCUGAAGAUCACAUUUUCACAUAAUAUCUAAUGUCCUAAACUAACUGUUGCUGUAUUAAUAUGAAAUGAAUAAAGGAUAUGUAAGCAAUGACAGUACUUUGUUUUAAAAUUCUAUGUAACUGUACAAAAAGAAUAGAAAGAAAUGUAAUCUUUUAUCCUAUUUAGAGGAGAGAUACUGAAUAAUUUUUAUUUUUUUUUAUAUUUUUCUGUAUCUUCACAUUUUUCUACAAUGAAUAUGUAAUCAAAUAUUAAAGUUGUUUGCUUUAAAAAUCAAAAUGGACUUGGAGAAUCCAUUUCUGUAAAACACAGUGUCUGGUAAUGACGUGAGAUUUAAGACGCCCAUAUUAAGAAGAGUUCUGUUUAAGGAAGCAACGUCUUUAUUCCACUGAAAAAGAGGAUUGUUAAUGGCUACACAGAACAGUACUUGGAUUUGCCAUGACUUCCUGAGAAAGACUGGGUGUUUAAUACUGAA
Trichechus manatus latirostris (Florida manatee) is the source of this 2013-nucleotide messenger RNA. It is a transcript of the gene MTAP, whose product is annotated as methylthioadenosine phosphorylase. The coding region runs from base 118 to 903 and encodes 261 amino acids. NCBI's taxonomy places the organism in Eukaryota, Metazoa, Chordata, Mammalia, Sirenia, Trichechidae. Gene Ontology annotation, biological process: nucleoside metabolic process. The record is from RefSeq and is a predicted model, not a curated record. Gene Ontology annotation, cellular component: cytosol. Gene Ontology annotation, molecular function: S-methyl-5-thioadenosine phosphorylase activity. The transcript has 8 exons.